This is a messenger RNA of Patella vulgata (common limpet), 14854 nucleotides long. Its product is annotated as WD repeat and FYVE domain-containing protein 3. Bases 136 to 10803 code for a protein of 3555 amino acids. The transcript has 68 exons. Gene Ontology annotation, molecular function: metal ion binding; protein binding. NCBI's taxonomy places the organism in Eukaryota, Metazoa, Mollusca, Gastropoda, Patellidae. The record is from RefSeq and is a predicted model, not a curated record.
GCGCGAAUCCAUGUAGGAAAUGGUGUUGAUUCACAAGAAUUGCAGUAAAACCAAGAAUUUUUCCAUUUCUUCGUGUAGUCAAAUUCUACCAGAAUGGAAAUAAUUAUUAAGUGUGUUUAUUAGAAAGUCAUCAAGAUGAGUUUUAUGAAAAAACUGAUAGGGACCAAGGGUUCCUCAGACCCAAAUAAAUCAAACACCCCAGAUAAUUCAUUGGGUCUUAUGCACUUGAGGAAAUUGUUUGCUGAAUUCCGGCAUCCUUCAGCCAAAGCAACACAAAAAGAUCAAGAAGACAAAUUGUAUAAUAUGCUGCCAUUAUUUUGUAAGGUUUUUGAAAAUGCACCCUCAAGUGACAUGACAGAGAAGUGGGGGGAUAUUCUUCAAUUUUGUAGUCAUGUCUCAAAACUGAUGGUUACAGAAAUAAGGCGGAGAGCUUCAAAUCAGUCAACAGAAGCUGCUAGUUGUGCCAUUGUAAAAUUUCUAGAGAUAGAAUCUAAUAGUCAAACUAGCAAUGGCUGGAGUUUGUUGAGUGCCCUUAAUCUGCUGUCAUUGGGAAGACAAGCACUUAUAGAUUGCAUGACAGCUGCUUCCUUGCCAUCAACUUUAGUCAAAUGUUUGUAUUUAUUCUUUGAUUUACCUCCACUAGAGAAUCCUGAUGACAGAUCAGAAGGAAGUGAUUUUAGUCACAAAGAGAAACGAGUUUUACUACAGAGAAUAUUUGUUCAGGUUCUAGUGAGGUUGAUGAACCAUUCCUCUCCAGCAGAGGAACUGGCAAGGAAAGAUGAUUUAAGUUUAUUAUUUAGUGCUAUAACAAGUUGGUGCCCAGCUGAUAAUGUGAUGUGGAGAAAGAGUGCUGGAGAAGUAUUAGUUACAUUAUCAAGACAUGGUCUUACUACUAACGUUGUCAAAUAUAUUCAUGAAAAAGGUUGUGUGAGACACUGUACAGAAAAUAUGCAGAGGGUUCAAGAACUGUCUCCUUUAGAGCUAGUUGAAAUGUUUGUCACAGUAUUUUGCUUCCUGAAGGAUUCCAGUGAAGUAUCACAAACACUGAUAGAUGAUUUUAAAUCUUGUCUUGGAUAUGUUUUCUUAUCAGAAUUUCUUCUCAAAUUAGAACUAAAUGAAGAAGAGGAAGCAGAACAAGCAUUAAGAAAUUUAGUAUUAUUGGUAGGCUCAUUGACAACAUGUGGUUUUGGUGAACUUAAACCCAAUGCUAGUAGUACUGGUUCAUUAUUCCAAAUGCCUGGAUUUUGCAUUCCCCAACCUGCUGGUAAAGGUGUCAGUGUUAGGAAUAUUCAUGCUUUUCAAGUUCUUCAAUCUGUCUUCUUAAAGGCUUCUACAAGUCACCUGUGUAGUACUAUAUUAGAUGUUAUUAGUAGUAUAUAUCACCAAGACAACGCUAACUAUUUUAUCUUAGAAUCCCAGCAUACAUUAUCAACAUUUAUAGAAAAAGCUCAUUUAAAACCAGCAGAUAUACAGAGCAAGUUGUUUGAACUGAUAGAAUUUAUAGUUAUCAACUUGAACUUUGUCCCAUGUAAAGAAUUAAUUAGCUUAAGUAUUCUUAUUAAAUCUCAACAUUCCAUAUCGUGUAGUAUAUUAUGUAUGAAGACAUUGCUGCAUAUAUUAAGAUACCAUAGUGUCUAUCGUGAUGUUUUCCGUGAAGUGGGAAUGUUAGAAGUUAUGGUGACUUGUAUGCAUAGAUAUGCCGCUUUACUGAAAGAUCCACAGUCAGAAUCAGAAACUGAAAAUAUUAGUCAAGAACAACAAGAAUUGGGUCAUUUAGUAAUGGAAGCCCUGGCAUUGUUAUUGAGUGGCAAUAGUAGUAAUGCAGGUGUUUUUCGCGAGUGUGGUGGAGCAAGAUGUGCUCAUAAUAUGGUACCAUUUGUUGACUGUCGUCAGAUGGCAUUAAAUAUAGUACAACAGUUAGUAUUAUCACCUGGUGGAGAUGAUGAUAUGGGAACGUUAUUAGGUUUAAUGCCAACAGCUACAGUAACAGAUCUAGAAUUGAAAACACACAUUUUAAAGUCUCUAUUGAAUGUAUUAAGAGAAAGUCACAGAACAAGAACAGUGUUUCGUAAAGUUGGCGGCUUUGUGUAUGUUAUGUCAGUUCUCGUUUCUAUGGAAGGUUGUCUAGCUGAUACACCUAAAAGUCCUUGGGAUAAAGUACCAAGAAAGGAUAUUCUACAAAUGUUGAGAACAGUAUUUAGUACUUUAACAGUAGCAAUGAGAUAUGAACCAGCUAAUGCUAAAUUUUUUGCUUCAGAGGUACGAUAUGAUAGUUUAACAGAAGCUGUAAGGUUAUUAGGAUGUUUUUCAAGUUCUAUUGAUAUACAGACAGACCCUGAAGCUGCCACACCAAGUGAAAAUGUUGAUUUAUUUCAGCAGUUAUUCCUACAAUCAAAGGAAGACAAAAUUCAAAAACCCAUUCCAGUAAUUUUGAUGUCUGCCUGUCAAAUGUUUCGAUAUCUUUAUGAUAUGGCUCUUGAUGCUUUUGACAGGCCCUCGUGUAAUUAUGCUAAAGUUGACUCUCCACUAUUGAAAAAACAUAUGUCUGUGAUAGAAGAAUCUUCAACCAAUCAAAUAUUAGUAAAACCAAAGAGAGGUAGUACAGGAAGUAUGGGGUUAAAUCUAAGUGGUAUUUCGGAUCCUGUUAUUGUACAUGCUGGUGCCAUUUUAUCCAUAUUUCAUCUAUUACCAGCUCUAGAACAUGAUGUUAAAAAACUGGAAGCAUUAAAUUUAAAAUAUUGUGUAUCUGAUAUAUUGAGAUCUUUACUACGAAUUGAACGCAAUCAACAGAUAAUGUGUGAUGCAGGUUUUCCACAUGAAUUAUUGAGUCACGGUAGUGUAGCAUUAGCAGAUGAAUCAUUUCCAUUACAUCCACCAUUACAGUUUAUGUUUGAAAGACUGGCCUCACAAUCACUUACUCCACGAGACUUAAGAGAUUUUUUAAGGUUGGGUUCGCCAUUAAGUUGUAGACCUGUAGAAGAUUUCCAGGCAGGAGCAGCUCAUGGAACAUGGAAUGAUCCAGAUCUUAUUUCAACAUCAGUUGGCAUUGAAGAAAAAACAUCAACUAUGGAAAUAGAGAAGAAAUUGAAGUCUGCUGGAGGAACUGUUCCACUAACAAGAGUAAAGUGUCUUGUAUCCAUGACAACACCAAGGGAUGCUAGAAUGCACGGAGCAGCAGUGACGCCAGCAUUUGUAGAGUUUGAUAUGAGUGCUGAAGGUUUUGCUUGUUUAUAUUUACCUAGUGUGGCACCUCAAGGUCCCCCUACUCCAUCUGUUGUCGGGGGUGUUGUAGGAACAUCAGAUCCUGUUGUAUAUGGUGGUGUAGGAACAGGGGAGAGAGUAUUUCCACCACCAUCUGGUCUCACCUAUUCGUCAUGGUUCUGUGUAGAUAAAUUCAGUAAUGCUGCUUUAGAUGCUCACCCUGUUCGUCUAUUGACAGUUGUUCGUAAUAUACAGGGUAGAGACGAGAAUCUCAUCUGUUUAAGUGUAUAUCUUACUUCUAAAGACAAUGCUCUAAUAGUCUCCACUCAGGAAACUUACAUGCCUAGCUCAGUAAGUGGAACUGAACAAGAACAAGAACCUGUGUUAAAUGAUAAUACAGUUCGUUUCUGGUAUCCUGAAUUAACCCAGGAGGGUCAGUGGCAUCAUCUAGUUAUAGUCUUUCAUAGAGCUGGUAUUAUGAAGAAUAGUAAUGUUAGCUUAUUUGUUGACGGGGAACACAUCAAUACUCAAAAGUUGCAUUAUAUGUCACCUAAUCUUGGUGGUGGAGGAACAGCUAGCCCGACUGCCUUUACCUCAGUAUUUUGUUAUAUUGGUACACCACCACAGUUACGCCGUCAAUCACGGGUAACAUGGCGGCAGGGACCAUGCCAUUUAUUGGAGGAUAUUGUCUCUACUAAUACCAUACAGAACAUAUAUAAUCUAGGUCCUACAUAUAUAGGAAGCUUCCAAGCUGCUCUCAUGGAGAGCAAUGAAGUCUCAAACCCAUUUAUUGCGGAAGAGAAAGUGAUGUUUGGGGUACAUGCUCACGCUCUGUCACAAAUGACAGUUGCAAAAAUCAGAAAAGUUUACAAUAAAGUUGAUAGCAAAUCCAUUGCCAAACAGCUUGCCAUGUCAGCACAUGAAAAUGCUACACCAAUAAGAUUAUUACAUAAUUCAGCUGGUCAUCUUGCUGGACCUGCUAGAAGUCUUGGUGCAAUAUUAAUGGGGUAUUUAGGUGUACGUACGUUUUGUCCACGACCUGUUGCUAAAAUGUUAGAUAAUGUUGGAGGUACAGCAGCUGUUUUAGGUUUAAUAGCUAUGGCUAAAGAUGUAGAAGGUUUAUAUGCUGCUGUAAAAACAUUAGUAUGUGUUGUUAAUAGUAGUCGAUCUGCUAGAUGGGAUAUGGAUAGAAUACGAGGCUAUCAGAUGCUUGCCAUGUUAUACAAGAAGAAACGUAAUUUAUUAAACAGUCAUAUUUUACAUUUGACAUUCUCGUUGGUCGGUACAUUAGAUAGUGGUAGAGAAUCAGCUAUGAUACCUAAUAGGGUAGCAUUUGAAGAUCUACUCUGUGAUUUAGAGGUAUGGCAUGAAGCCCCUGGAGAUCUGCAGAAGUCUUUAUAUGAACAUUUCAAUGAAUUACUUACUGAUUCAGCUGAUGCUAAAGCUAACAGUAUGAUGAUGAGAGAUAUAGGUCUUGUGUCAGGUUUACUUCAUGUUUUAAAAGAUGUUAAUUUAUCUGUUCACACAACACGUACUAUAUGUAAUGUUAUAGGUGAAUUACUACUAAGUACACCAGAUCAUCAGUCCUUACUCCGGUUUGGGCAGUUUUUAGUAUCAACUAUUCCACCACUAUCAACAAACGAAAAAGAUGUGGACUUGCAUCAAGACAAAACUCCAGACAAUGCUGAAGAAAUGAGUAUAAUACAGAACGUGAAACUAAGAAACACUCUACUAGAAGUGACAUUGAGACUGAUAUUAUUACCAGGCUCUAAUAAUCUUAAUCAACAAAUGUGUGAAGAUAUACAGAAAACUCUAGGAUUUGAUUGGUUGAUGUUAUUUAUGCAAGAGAAUUUACAUCAGAGUACAGUGGUGUUAGCUUUACGAACUCUAAUCACCAUGUUCCGUAAUGCUAAUAAUAUACAAAGAUUCCGUGAAGGGAGUUUUGGGGGAGGAUGGUUAGGAGACACCGAAAAUGUUUUCAAAAACCAAAUGGCAGCCAUGCUUGGUUUUAACCUUGGAGCAUCUGCUAAAGGCCAUGAUAGAGAGGCUAAUACAGAAGUAAGCCAUAUACCUGGAUUUCAAGUAUUACAGUGGACUCUACCGAAACAUAAUGACAUAGCUGCUGUAUAUUUUCUCUUAAUGGCAUUAUUAUUAGGACAGCACGGUAAAGAUUUACCUACAGAUGUUGAGUUAAGUCUCGAUGCUGUAUGGACAGUUAUAUUUGGUGUACCAGCAAGUAAACCUGUAUCUCUAUUAGCUAAAGAAAGAGUAGAGUUAUGUUCAGAUGCUGCUAUAGUUAUUUUGUCUAUGAUCAGAAACGCAGUAAAUGAGGACAUUAAUAAUGAAAGAUCGAAGGAGUAUCCUGUCAUACUAUUACAAUUUCUGCUAUUUUUAUAUCAUAACCAAGCUGAAUUUCUUACAUUAUGUACAACAUCUGAUUUUAUCAUGGCAUUAACAGCAACAUUAUUUCCUCAUCCUGCACCAGAUAUAGACAGUGAUAUUACUACACCUAUAGAGGAAUUUAAGCCUUUUCCCGAUUCUGAUUCGAUUGUUAUUGUGAAGCCACCAGAUACACGUGUCGACAGUAUACUGCAUGGUCAUUCAGCUCGUAAAUUCAUCAUAGAUUUCCUGAGAACAAUUGUAAUUGACAGUUUCUCGACAAAAUCUACAACAGUUAUUGAUUUAAUGUUAGAUGGUUACCCAGAACAUGCCAGUAGAGCACAACAGAAACAAUUUCAGACAGAAAUGUUAAAGAUAUUAAUGGAACAUCUAUUAGCUGCAGAUGUAUUGUUAGGUGAUCAAGCAGCAUUACCUAUUACUGGAAAUAGCUACAGUAAUAUGGCUAAUAAUGUCUUCUACUUUGCUAGUAGAGUUGUUGAUAAAUUGUGGCAAGGUGUAUUUACUAGAGAGGCAAAAGAAGUAUUUGAUUUUGUCAGUAAAUUAAUUUCACAGAGUAAAAGAAAAUCAUCUGGAGUGUCAUUGGAUCCUAUAUAUAAGUGUUUAAACAGAACUAUAUUGUUUCAACUAUCACGACCCAUUGAUAGUGUAGCUAGUCAGACAGGUGUACUUGAUUCACUACAUAAACUAACCAGUAACAGAAGUCUAGUCUUUGGACCAGGAAAUUAUGAUCAGGAAUUUCUAGGUUGUCUAUGUUAUUGUUUACUUCAACUAACAGAGGAUCCUGAAAGCAGUGGUGCCAAUUUGAGUGAAUCUAAAGCACGGACAACUACAUGGCAUGUUGAUCCUGAUAUUGACGAUCCUACCACAAAUUGUUCUACAGUAAAUACACAUAAUUCAGCUUUAACUGAAGGAAUGAAACUAGUAGCUAACGCUGCUAAAAGAGUAUGGGAAGAAUUGUAUGUAUGUAAGAAACCUGCACUUGAAGAUAUUUUCCGCACUCAGCUCAAUAAUAUCAACAGCUCCACUAAAACAUUCUCCACACCUGACUUAAAUACUGUUAGACUAUUAAUACAGGAAGCAGCAUCUAAAAUCUGGGUAACGUAUGCUGAGAAUGAAAGAAGAUCACCAUUUACUAAUUCUGAUAAAUUACAGACACAAAUACAAUCGAAACUACAGAAAGUAGGAAGUGGUGUAUUAAGGUUAGCCAGCAGACGGUCAAAGAGGGAAAUUCCCACUAAACAAUCUCCAGCUACUACUGUUCAUUAUAAUUUUUUCCAUUCAUGGACUGUAAGUCAUGUGACAUUAGUGAAGGAUGUUGUCAACUUUCAACAUAAACAGUACCAACAGAGUCAGAUACAUUUAGAGAAAUAUUUGGUAGAAGAAUGGUCGACAAUGGAACACGAGUUAUUAAGAGUAAGAGGUUUAUGGGGACCACAGCAUGGUUGUCGAUUAGACAAGUAUUUAUUAGAUAUGACAGAAGGUCCAAGUAGAAUGAGGAAGAAGAUGAUAUUAAAUGAUAUGUUUUAUGUUCACUACCCGUAUAGACCAGAUUUAGAGGACAGUCCACUACGUUAUAAAGUAGCUAUAAGUUUUGAUAGUAAAGAAUAUUGUGAUCAGUAUAGACCAUGUGGUAUAUUAACUGUACAGAAACUACCUAUAAUACGAGAUGAUAACGUUGAUUUAUUAACAGCUGAUCCAGAAAAUGGAAUGGGAUCACCUGAAGUUGAUAUUAUGAAAAUGCCGAAGUUUAUAUCUAAAUCUGGUGUUGAUGAUGAGGAUCAAGAUGAUAAUACCAAUACAGAAGAAGAUAAAACAGAUGGACAGACAGAAAAUCAACACGAAGAUCAGGCGACUAAAAGCAGGGGAGAUAAUCAAGCAAUACUAAGAUUAUUGGGAGAAGGAGAAAAGAUCAGUCACAUGUUCAGAUGUGCUAGAAUUCAAGGUUUAGAUACAGCAGAAGGUCUCUUACUUUUUGGUAAAGAUCAUUUUUAUGUAGUUGAUGGAUUUACACUUCUAAAAACUAGAGAGAUACGAGACAUUGACAGUUUACCUGAAGGUUACCAUGAUCCCAUUAUACCUAAAUCAUCCAUGAGUACUGGUGGAGCCUUGAAGAGAAUGUUUAGUAAGUUUGAAUAUGAUGAAGUAGGUGAAGUACAUAAAAGAAGAUAUUUAUUACAACCUAUUGCUAUAGAAGUUUUCUCUACUGAUGGUAGAAAUUAUCUCUUAGCAUUCCCUAGAAAAACAAGAAACAAGGUUUACAGCAAGUUUAUGUCUGUUGGUACAGCUAUAACUGAUAAUGCACAACAAUCAGUAUCUGGUCAGAAACAAAAUGUCAAGGUAGAAUCUGGUGGAGGAAUAAUCAGUAGUUUGAUUGGUGAGAAAUCUGUUACACAGAGAUGGGAGAGAGGAGAAAUAAACAACUUCCAGUAUUUAAUGCAUCUAAAUACUCUUGCUGGUAGAUGUUAUAAUGAUUUGAUGCAAUAUCCUGUCUUUCCUUGGAUUCUAGCAGAUUAUGACGCACAGGAAUUGGAUCUUAGUAAUCCCGCUACAUUUCGUGAUUUAUCUAAACCAAUGGGUGCUCAGACCCCAGAUAGAUUAAAACAGUUUGAGAAACGAUACAAUGAAUGGGAUGACCCACAAGGUGAAACUCCACCAUAUCAUUAUGGAACACAUUACUCAUCCGCUAUGAUAGUUGCUUCUUAUCUUGUUAGAAUGGAACCAUUUACGCAACACUUCUUAAAACUACAGGGAGGCCAUUUUGAUUUAGCUGAUCGUAUGUUUCAUAGUAUACGUGAAAACUGGUUAUCAGCAUCGAAACACAAUAUGGCAGAUGUAAAGGAAUUGAUUCCUGAAUUCUUUUAUCUACCAGACUUUCUUCUAAAUUCUAAUAGCUUUGAUUUAGGUUGUAAACAAAGUGGUGUUCCAUUAGGAGAUGUUAUUCUUCCACCUUGGGCCAAAACUGAUCCUAAAGAGUUCAUCAGAGUUCACAGAGAGGCGUUAGAAUGUGAUUAUGUGAGUGCACAUCUACAUGAAUGGAUAGAUCUAAUAUUUGGUUAUAAACAGAGUGGUACACCAGCAGUAGAAGCUGUUAAUGUAUUUCAUCAUCUAUUUUAUGAAGGAAAUGUAGAUAUUUAUUCUAUUGAUGAUCCUCUCAAGAAGAGUGCUACAAUAGGUUUUAUUAACAACUUUGGUCAAAUCGCAAAACAGCUUUUUAGGAAACCUCAUCCCCAGAAGAAAUUAAAUCUUCGUUUAAUAGAUCCAGUUAGUGGAUCAUCUACUACAGAUCGUUUAUUCUUCCAUAAUGUUGAUAACCUCAAACCUUCCAUGCAACCUGUCAAAGAGUUAAAGAGUGCUGUAGGGCAGAUUAUUCACAAUGACAAUAAAACUGUAUUAGCUGUAGAACAGAAUAAAGUUCUGAUUGCACCCAAUUAUGGCAGAUAUCUAGCUUGGGGAUUCUCCGAUCUUAGUGUAAGGAUAGGUAACUACGAAUCCGAGAAAGCGUCUGCUAUAUUUGAAUGUCUAGAUAAUGGUGUCAUACUAUGUGCAGCUUGUCCUAAUACCAAAUUAUUUAUAACUGGUGGAACUAGUUGUGUUGUAAAUGUAUGGGAACAUAUACUAAAAGAAAGGAAGGUAAUAUUAAAACAACCAUUAUAUGGCCAUACAGAACCUGUAACAUGUUUAGCUGCCUCCCAGGCGUAUCAUAUAAUAGUGAGUGGAUCACGAGAUAGAACUUGUAUUGUAUGGGACAUGAGUCGUCUAGUGUUUGUCUGUCAACUACGACGUCAUAUAGCACCUGUGGCAGCUGUCUGUAUCAACGAAAAAACUGGUGAUAUAGCUACAUGCGCUGGUACAUAUUUACAUCUAUGGACUGUAAAUGGUGAAGAAAUAGCAUGUGUUAAUACAUCUACUGGUAGAAACCAACAAAUACUCUGUGUUUGUAUGUCACAGUUAAAAGAAUGGGACAGUCAGAAUGUUAUAAUGACAGGAAGUAGUGAUGGUGUGGUUAGAAUGUGGAGUAUAGAGUUUGUACAGGUACCAGAUGAAAGUAAGAUUAAGCCUAAAGAUGAAGUAGAUGAUAAAGAGAAACAAGAAAAUAAAUUAAAUAGAGCUUUAAGUAUGAGUCCCCCAGUUGCUAUACCUAAGAUAUCACGUCGAGAAUCAUGUGACAGUUACAGUGAACUUAGAUCAGCAACUGAUAUGUUGAGAGAUUUUAAGGACCCAGAUUUUCUGGUUGCUAAAGGUUGUGAAUUAGGGUCGUCUGCUGAGAGUGAAAGUCAUAUAGGUCAGAAGCUGAAGUGUAGUAAAGAGACAGGAUGUAGCCGUGAGGGUAUAGGUCACGAUUUCUCUAGUUUGGAGAGAUUGGAAUCGAACAUGAGUACUGCUAGUAGUACCAGUGAUUUGUAUAAAACUGAUGACGCCAGUACAAAUGGGGAUCUCGAUGAUUAUCUGUUAAAUGGAUAUAAGUCAGAACAAGGUUCGAAUUCUCUGGCUGCUCUCGGUGAAGAUGCCAUGGAUAAAAGUUUUGGAUCCCAGCCCAGCCAAUCAGAACCGUGUCUGGCUGCAGUGGCAUCUGGCACAGAUGGUGUACAGGAAGUUCGUAGCAAGAGUCAUCCAGAUUUGAAAACAUCAGGAGAUUCUGAAACAGACUCAAUUAAAUCCAGUAGUUCAGGAUAUGUUGUGAUAGAAGAAUCAGAGAUAAAAGCCGCCAGUAGUAGACUUAAUGAUCAAUAUAAAGGCAAACAUAAAACCAAGAAUUCACUUAGAGAAGGGUUCAAGUGGCAGAGACAGUUAGUAUUCCGUAGUAAACUGACAAUGCAUACAGCAUUUGAAAGAAAAGAUAAUAAAGAACCAGCAGCAGUUACUGCAUUAGCUGUAUCAAGAGAUCAUAAAACAGUAUUUGUUGGUGAUGCUAAAGGUAGAAUAUUUAAUUGGACAGUAACUGAUCAACCAGGUCGAGUUGUAGCAGAUCAUUGGAUGAAAGAUGAUGGAGUUGACAGCUGUCUAUCAUGUGGUGUCAAGUUCUCAUUCUCUGAACGUAGACAUCAUUGUCGUAAUUGUGGUCAAGUGUUUUGCUCAAGGUGUAGUAGGUAUGAGACAGAAAUUAGAAGAUUACGUAUUGUAAAACCUGUUCGAGUUUGUCAAGCUUGUUUUAAUAUUGUACGAGCUCAACAAGCGGCGGAUGCUUUGACUAAUAAAACCUGAACUGUAUAUGUAGAGUAUAUUGGUAUAUAAUGUGAUAACUGUAUUACUAGUCAUUCUUAGAUAGAAUAUAUUUAUAAUAUAACUAUAAAUAUCAACCAAAUACAUCAUACCCCAUUGUUUAUAGGGACAUUUUGCCAUCAUAUAACAGUUUUCGUUAAGUUAUAAGUGUUAUAGCAUGCUUGAAAGAAAAAAAAUCUACUCCCGUUAGAGAAAAUUCGGAAGGAUUUCCUGUUGUGCCUUUAGUUGUAGCUAGGACCCCUUUGUACAAAGCAAUGCUACAUUCAGUAGAAUUGAAUACACAACAGUAAAAAUAUAAGCAAUUUACUCACACGCUAGUCAUGCAUUUGCUUUGUAUAUUGUGUUCCUUCUAUAUGCUGCUGCUAGUAUGAUAUAUGGCAGAUAGUGGCAUAAGAAAAAUUAUUUGGCAAUAUGUCUCUUUAAGCAGAAAUUGAUGUUAGCAUAAAUUAUUAUUGUGUAAUUUAUAGAUUGUAUAGUUAUCUUCAUUUUAAACGCUAAAGAUACAGAGUAAAUAAUAAACAUUUAUAAUAAUAAUAAUAUCUGGGCAGAAGAGAUACCGCCUUAAUAAUUGAAUCAACAUCUAUAACCUUAAUUUGGUUAGUUAUUGGAAUGUAACAACCAUUCUAAAAUGUUGAGAGAAAUUUGUUAUAACAGUAGAAUUAGACAUCUGCUUCAGGGUCAGUUGUUUAAGAAAGUUUCCAUCUAUUUUUUAUGGCUGACUAAUUGCUUAUGUAGGUCUAAAUACUAUUGACAUUGAUAUGUUCAGUAUGAAAUAUGAAGAAUACCAGUAGUUAUUAAUAUCAGUUCUUGAAUCUCAGUCAAGAGAGAUAAAGUAAUCCCAUUCUAUUUGAAAUCCAUUAUUUGUAUUAAGUAUAAAUGUUUGUAUAUGGUUUUUAUCCUAUGUAUAUAUUAGUAUAAUAAACGGCAUAUAUAAUAAUAGUAUGUAUUGUGUAUAUUGCACUGUGUAUAUAUAAUAUAUAUGAUAGUAUUUAUAUGUAAAAUAGCUCCUUCAAUGUUUUGAUUGCCAAAUAAGUUUUUCAGGUAGAAGUAAUGAAAUAGGGAUUAGAUUAGUGUAACGGUAGUUUUAGUUAGUGGGAAAAAAUAAAUAAAUAAUGACAUAAUAUCUUCACAUAUUAUUAGUAUGAAAGGUAUAUAUAUAAUAUAUUAAAUGUGUGCUUGUUUUUGUUAGUUUAUAUACAGAUGUAAUUGUGUUUUUUUAGUUGCUUGCUUUUAUAAUGAACUAAAUAAAUUAUGAUACGUAUCCAAUAAUAAUAUAUAAAUAGUCACACGAUAUACAAUUAAAUUGUUAAUUUAUAUUCCAAGAAUCAAAUUAAUUAAUAUUAUUUUAUUAUUAUUAUGUAAGUUUAUAUCAAAUGCAGUGUUUAUAAUGUAAUAUCUGAUUUCACUGUUUUCCACUUGCCUGAUUGCCAUUCCAUUGUCGUUUUCCUUAUGUAUACUUGCAUGAGUUACGAAAUACAGUAAAACCCCCAAAAUAUUAGUAAGUGCUAUUAGGUUAUUGAAUAAACACCACCUAGCUUAAACUGUUCAGGAAAAGGGUUUAUAGGAAAUAGUUUUAAAUAAUUAGAUUCCUUCUAGCUAUAUUCAAGGACCAUGUUCACUUCUUACUAUGACUGCCAUCAAAGUUCUAACUUUGCCAACUUUCUUUUAGUCUAGUGGAAAUUAAGGUGUUCCUUUCGAAAGAAGUGUUAGGGGUAGGAAGUGAAUUUUCCUGACACAAUAGUAUUUUUAUUUUCUUUAGCUCAGUGCCUAUUAAUAGUACAUUCCAUUUGGCGAUAAAAUACUAAACAAGUUUAUUAAAUCAUUUUUCAGAUAAAUUUCCUUACUGCAAUCAUGCCAUUUUAGUUACAGAUUUCCUAUUAAAAUAGUGCAUGUUGACAAUAUUUUGAUUCUGUAACUGUAUCAAUUUUUAGAAGCAAUGGAUCUAUUGCUCAACAUAUCAGAAUGUAACAUAACUCACAGAUGUGCUUUGGUUUUUAUCAGGAACAACUUUUCGUGUUUUUUUUCGUAUAUCUAACUAAUAGGUGUUAGAUAGAUAGUUGUUCUUGAUCAGAAUUUAACCAAUAAUGUUUCAUGCAUGUAGUGACGAGAUGUAGUUAUCUUUAGCCUGAUAAUUUCAAUAUUUCAUAAUAAAAUCAAGAACCGAGUCAGGGUAUAUAUUUGUAUUGUUUACUUUGCUCAAUAACAUAAUACUGUUUCUUUCAUUAUUAUUAUUUAUCACCCAAUAAUACAUCCUACAGUAGAUAUCGCUUGUGUGAUAAUUUUCAUAUUCUACUGAAUUUGAUUGGUUAAUUAAAAAGGAUGGAAAGGGUUGGGUGAUAAAUAAAAUCUUCUACUCGUCUUUUUUGAUAUCAAAAAAUAUCAACUUGUCGAUAAAGUAAAAAAUAAAAUAAACCUCGGUAAAACCUCGUUCUUUGUUACAUUAUCAGCUUGUGUUGAUAUUUUCUGAUAUCAAAAAGGACUCGUAGGAGGUUCUCUCUAUAACAAUAAUACUCAUAUUAUAUCAUUCUUUAUUACAACAGUAUUCUAUAACAUUCAGUUACAAUUCUAUUGAGUAGCAAUCUGUUUAAAAUAUUACAAUAUUGUUUUAUUUUUCCUGAUUUCUGUCACAACACUGUUCGGCUAAUCAGUGAACCUUAAACUGAACACAAUCACUUAUAUAGGCUCCUGUGUGGAAUUCCAACAAUUUUGAAUAAAACACAAAGCUUUAAACUUUAAACAAAUACAGGCAGUAUAUAACUGAUUCGUAUAUCACAUUUUCUGAACCAGGAUUUUUAAAUGAAAUAUGUUCUAUGUUGGACAGUAAUAUAAAAAAAACCCACAAAGAUAAUUGACACUAGAUUUUAAUGAAAUUGAGUAUAUUGGGUAUGUUUCUUUCUGGUUGAAUUUGGAAAAUGCGUUUUAAAAUGGGUUUAAGAUACCCAGUUAGUCUGAAUUGGGUGCAUUGUGGUGCAGAAGUCCGACUCUGCAAUUUGUUUCUUUUUUUGUAUUAAUUUCAAUAAAUAGAGAGAAUUUAACAACUAAUCAACUAAAAAAAACCUCUUAUAAGAUGUACUGAUUAAAAACAAAACCCAGUUCCUUGUUAAUAUUGAUAUUUUAUACCUUGACAGGGAUUAUGGACAGACAAAAUAUGUUUUUAAAACCCCACAGCAUUUUAAUUGUGCAAUAUGUAUGUGUCUUUGAUUUGUUAAUAUCAUUUUGUUAUUUUGUAUUAUUUUUUGUAUAUGAAAUAAAUUCACUAAUUUCCACAGUGUUUAGAAUUUAAACACUGUGUACAAGUUGUUAUUUCUGUUUUCUGUUCACAAAAUUAUCUUUGGAGUUUGAUCUGAAUAACUGAAAUCAUUGUCGGUAUUUUGACAAGUGCCCCUGGGACAACUUUAUAUCAAAAUUUGUUGGAAAUUAAAUUGUUUGGUGUACACAAGGUAUUAGGGUAAAUGACCAGCUUUCCUGUACAUAGUGCUUGAUAUAGUGUAUAUCUUGAAAAUUAUUUUUAAACUGCUUUGAAAGGGAAGACAUUUGUUUAGAGACAGAUUUGAAUGCAUUUGUACUGUUGAAGAAAAUAGUGAAUUUGUGAUGUUUGUUAUUUUAAUGGACCAUUUUCUAUAAAUAUUUAUGAUUUCAGGCUUAUUAACUUGCAUUAUAUUAAUUAACAUAGACGGACACAUAGAUAUGUCAUAAUAUAUUUAUAUCAUGCUAAUCACACCAUUCCGAUCUUUGGACUAUUCUACUUAUUGAUGAUCAAUCGUUAUUACUAAUUAAAAGUUAAAAAAUUAAGCCGAUUUAUUUAAAUACAAGUUAUUUAAAAUCAUUCAUCCUAAAAUCAUUGCUAUUAUCUGUGCAUUGCUGGUGUAGUGAUGUUGUAGUAUGUUGUCAUUUAGUUUAAAGAACAAAUAUUGCCACAAAACCAAAUAGUUAAUGAAUUAGACAACACCAUUCAGUUAUGUAAUUAUUUAAUUAUAAAUGUACUGUCACUAUGCAUAAUAUUAGCUUGUUAAUAAAGUCGUUUCACAGAUAA